GUGUAUGUAUGUUUAUUUAAGAGCAGAUUAAUAAUUCAGUUUUAGAUCCUUCUGUUCGAAAUUAUAGAAACUUUAGUUUAAGGCGUGUGAUUUGAUAUCUAAUUGUAAAUAUGAGUGCUGUAUCGAGUAGAAUGGAUCCGAACCUUACUGGUUUGUGGGUUAAUUUCUUUACCGCGGCUGGAAUACCAUCAGAAGUAGCUGCUACGUACGCCCUUACCUUUACGGAAAACAGAAUUCAGAAUGAUAUGCUUUUGGAUCUGAAUAAGGAAUAUCUUAGAGAUAUGGGGAUUGCUAGAAUGGGAGACAUCAUAGCUAUUUUACGGCAUGCAAAACAGGUACACGAAAGUACAGCAAGAGACAGAGUGUUAAGUACAACGGCUGUCAGUAAUAAAGUACCAGUAGCAGCUGUGACUGGCCGGUCAACAGUAACACAGCCCUCAUCUCCUGCAAGUCGUAUAUUGGAGCACUACACUCGAAAUCCGCAGGUUCAGGAUACUUCACCAGUAAGAGCUCCACAGCAAAAGAGAAAAUCUAUUGAGAUGGCUGCUGAAGACUCGAAUAUAAAAAAGGCGCGUCUCAUUCGAUUUGGUUCACCCCCAAUGCCAAGUAAAAUAGAAAAAGAAGCAGCACAAGGAAAAACGGUAUUUGCAAGACUCGGUAACUCAGAAGCUGUGAAAGCUGCCCCCCAAAAAGUAGUCAACAAACAAGUCUUCUCCCGGCUCGGGAACAAGGACUCGGAGAAGAUUCCGAUCGUCCCAAUCGAGAAAGACGCUCUCAAGUACGAAGGUAUAUUGAAAAGUUCUCCGCCUACCAAGAAGGUAUUCACCGUCACCACAUCCAUAAACAACGUGAGGAAGAUAGCCGUCGGCACCAUGAGGGCCGAUGAAGCUCCGGUCAGUGUGAAAGAUAAAUUAGCUCUCGCGAAAACUAAGUCGGUAAAAUUUUCCAAUCACGUGGAGUACAAAGAAAUCGAUACGAGCAAGAAACCUCCAGUGGCGGCCAAGCAGAAGUCGACGCCGGUCUUCAACAAGCCCGAGAGGCGCCUGUCUAUGCCCGACGCGAGUGGCAACGGAGUCAAAGCGCGACUCGGAAUUAAACAUCAAAGCAAGAAUAAGUUUCUAUUAACUCGUAAUGUUUUCAACAGAUUAGGUGCUUGAUAUAUCGAAAUAUUGGUAAAGUGAGGUUUUAUCUGAUAUUUCUCGAGUGAGAAAGAAAUUAAUUAAUAGUACACUUAAAGAAUUUAUGAGAUCUAUUUGAAAGCAGAUUGUUUGAAAGCUUCGUGAGAGUUCAGAGUAAAAGUUGGGAGUGAAUAAAAAGAGGAAAAGUUGUUUUAUUAACACAGUUUUACAAUUAAGGGUUAAUUAUUUAAACAGUUCUCUGUCUUCUUCUUUCGUCUAUCGUAUUCAAUGAUGUCAGAAAGAGAUAAAUUAGUGUUUCUCUAAACACCCACUAAACAACCUAAAUAAAGUCUAGAGUUAUGUCACCUCUUAAGGUGAUCUUUGUUUGAAAUAAUAAAUAUUUGGAAUAAAAAAGAAAUUGUGCGCGCAAAACUAAAAUUAAAAAUUAAGUUUUCAAAUUAUUUUUAGUACCUUAACUGUAUUUUUGAAAAAUUGCUUGUUGUUUUUUAUGAUUACUGAACGGUGCUUCAAAUGAAAUAGUCUCAUUCGCUUUAUUCAGGGGUUCAUGUGGCUUAGGAGAACCCUCACUAUUUUGCCUGACAAUAUUACAUAAUAUUUCAUUUCUUUAUAUUCAUUUUGUUAAUACGAGAUUGUAAAGUGAGUCGCGCGACUCAACUCACUCGCGAAUUUAAACCCUUCAAUCGAAAUUUUGCACACAUUUUGGUGCCGGUGACAAUAUAAUCUGUUAGCUGGACCAUGUUGUGCAGGAAUGAUCCCCAAA
Vanessa tameamea is the source of this 1899-nucleotide messenger RNA. RefSeq lists its product as uncharacterized. The transcript is spliced from 6 exons. Gene Ontology annotation, cellular component: nucleus. Lineage: Eukaryota; Metazoa; Arthropoda; Insecta; Lepidoptera; Nymphalidae. The record is from RefSeq and is a predicted model, not a curated record. The coding region runs from base 111 to 1157 and encodes 348 amino acids.